This is a messenger RNA of Zea mays, 954 nucleotides long. Its product is annotated as glutathione transferase 7. The transcript has 2 exons. Lineage: Eukaryota; Viridiplantae; Streptophyta; Magnoliopsida; Poales; Poaceae. The coding region runs from base 110 to 784 and encodes 224 amino acids. The record is from RefSeq and is a predicted model, not a curated record. Gene Ontology annotation, biological process: glutathione metabolic process. Gene Ontology annotation, molecular function: glutathione transferase activity. Gene Ontology annotation, cellular component: cytoplasm.
UCUCUGAUCGAUCUUGGGCUCUCCUAUAAAUAUAUAGGAACGUACGUAAAGUUUCUCCAAGCAGAUAGCAGCAAGCUAAGCAAGUGCCAACCAACGAGUAGCAGGAAACAUGUCUCCGCCCGUCAAGAUCCUCGGCCACUACGCGAGCCCGUACUCGCACCGCGUCGAGGCCGCUCUGCGGCUCAAGGGCGUGCCGUACGAGCUGGUCCAGGAAGACCUGGGCAACAAGAGCGAGCUGCUGCUCGCCAAGAACCCUGUCCACAAGAAGGUGCCCGUGCUCCUCCAUGGCGACAGGGCCGUCUGCGAGUCCCUCCUCAUCGUCGAGUACGUCGACGAGGCCUUCGACGGGCCGUCCAUCCUGCCGGCCGACCCCCACGACCGUGCCGUCGCCCGUUUCUGGGCGAACUUCUUGGACACCAAGCCGUUCUGGCUGGCGUACUGGGCGGAGGGCGAGGCGCAGAAGGCCGUGGUGAAGGAGGCCAAGGAGAACCUGGCGCUCCUGGAGGCGCAGCUCGGCGGGAAGAGCUUCUUCGGCGGCGACACGCCCGGGUACCUCGACAUAGCCGCGUGCGCGUUGGGUCCUUGGAUCGGCGUGCUCGAGGAGGUGACUGGAGUGGCCUUGCUGGACGCCGACGAGUUCCCCGCUCUAUGCCAGUGGGCCAGGGACUACAGCUCCAGUGAAGCGCUCAGGCCAUGCCUGCCGGACAGGGACCGACUCGUUGCCUACUUCACCGAGAACAAGGAGAAGUACAAGACAUUUGCCAAGGCAACGUUGCAUCAGUAGCUGCUAGUUGGGUGCAAACCGCUUGUUUAUCUCUGUGUGGAAUAAUGUAUACGUACGUGCUCCCUCGAUAUCAAAUAAAUCAGCUACCGGAGUUGACUGUAGUCAAAUUGCUAUAAGUAUAGACUUAUAGGUUUACAAGAAAAGCAUUGAUAUUUAUGGCACCAGAAUAA